UCAUCAGUGACCGGCCAUUGAAUAUUCAUUGAAAGGCAACGGGAGUUCUUGGUUUACCACAGAGUGUCCGUGCGCAUGGUGGGAACGGUAGCAAGAUGGCGGCGUUGAAGGAGGAGCAGUGCUACGGACUGUCCUGUGGAAGAGUGAGCAAUGGUAGCAAUGUCUCCGUGUUUCACGUUAAACUCACUGAUAGCGCAUUGAAGGCGUUUGAAGGCUAUCAGAGCAGCAAGGUCCUGUCAUCACAACCAUUGAUCAGAUUUAAUGGAAACCAAGGGAAAAUUUCAAUACCACGGUCAGAAAAUCUCAAUGAACUGCAAACGUUUACAUUCUAUUUAUCAAAUGUGGGCAGAGAUAACCCCCAGGGCAGCUUCGACUGCAUCCAGCAGUACAUCACCAGUGAAGGCAGCAUUCAGCUGGACUGUUUGGGUGGGAUCCAAGACAAGAUUACAGUAUGUGCCACUGACGACUCCUACCAAAAGGCCAGGGAAAGCAUGGCACAGGUGGAGGAGGAGACUCGCAGUAGGAGCGCCAUCGUCAUCAAGCCUGGGGGACGAUAUGUAGGCAAGAAGGUUCAGAUCCGGAAACCGGCACCUGGCCUCUCAGAUAUCGCUCCGUUACGGAGAACAUCUCGGCCUGUCAUCAUCUCUAGCAGUACAAUGAAGAAAAGCAUGACCCAGCACAGGCCGCUCCGAGAGCGCCUCCUCCACCUGCUGGCCCUCAAGCCUUACAAGAAGCCUGAGCUGAUACUAAGGCUGCAGAAAGACGGCCUCUCACAGUUAGACAAAGACUCCCUGGACAGCCACCUGCAACAGGUGGCAAACCUCAAUGGGAAAGACAACACCUUCACAUUGAAGGACUUUUUGUAUAAGGAAAUUCAGAAGGACUGGCCAGGCUACACAGAGGGCGACCAGCAGCUUCUCAAGAGGAUCCUGUUUAGAAAACAGUGCCAAACCCAGAACAGCUCUGCACCUCCACCGGAAAGUCCACCCAAAGAGCUGGCCAGCAGCUCGCCAUCUCAGAAACGGUCUGCUUCUGAUUUCAUUGACCCGCUUGUCAAUAAAAAGCCCAGGAUAUCACACCUCGCCAGCAAGGCUGCAACAGCCCAAGUUAAUGGCAAGCUCAGCUCCUCUUGUGGAAGAGCAGAGGCAGGAGGGGCACAGGCAGGAGCGGUGGUUUCUAUGUCAGACAGCGGCAUGGCAUCAAGCUCCCAGCAGCUGCCUGUACUGGACAUCCCUCGUCCUUUUGAAGCACUGUCGGACGUCAGUAAUGACUCUAGCCACAACGGGAGAGACUGUGACUCUCAAGAAACAGUAAUGUCUGAGAGGCUCAGCCAACCGCCUUCAAAAUUCUCUUUGUCAACAGUACUUAGCGUGCCUACCACCGGCACGCCAUCUCCUGGACACACAGUCUUGCAUAGUGCUCGGGACAAGAGUUCUUCAUCCUUCAACAGCAAGUCCAGGAAGAAGUCAAAAAAGCAUAAAGACAAGGAGAGAGCAAGAGAAAAGGAGCAGGAGAAGCAGAAGGGCAUGAAGACCAAUGAGGAGUGUGUGCCUGAGCCUGUUAAAGCCAGUGAGAUGAGCCCAGGAAGUGUAAAAAGCAACAGUAUUCCACAGAAAAGCACAGAUCUGAAUGGAAUGUGCAAUAGUACCAGUAUUCCUUUGUCAUCACCUGAGGUGGCAGACUAUUUAUUAAAGUACACAGUGAUUGGCUCUCCAGAGCAGCGUCAGAGGUAUAAAAACGAUUUCAACGCAGAGUACAGUGAGUACCGGAAUCUGCAUGCUCGGAUAGAGGGCAUCACCCGGCAGUUUACUGUACUUGACAAUGAGCUCAAACAGCUCCAGCAAGGCACUGACAAGUACAAGACAAUCCACAAUCAAAUACUUCAAGAAUAUCAUAAAAUUAAAAAGACUAAUCCAAACUAUAGCCAAGAGAAGAACCGCUGUGAAUAUCUACACAACAAACUGGCACAUAUAAAGAGACUUAUUGCCGAGUAUGAUCAACAGCAACUUUAAAAGUAGUUAUUAGACAUUGUUUCCCUAUUAUCUCUGGAAACCAAGCAGAUCAAGGAAAACUAUGGAUUCUGCUUGUUCUAAACAUGUUCUCAUUAAAGAUGCCAUGGAGGGAGUAUUCCCCUCACCAGGGCUAAAGGCUCUAGUGAGGGCUAAGCAGGACACUUUUUUUUGGGGUGGGGGGGGCAGGUUUAUCUGUAAAGUUAAACCACAACAGCCCACCCUGCUUAUUGUGCACAGAGGUGGGGGCGGGGUGGUGCACUGAGAUAAAAACCAAAUGCAAUUAAUUUGUUUUUGAUUAGAGAAAGAUUAAGUGAAUGAUGUCUCAGCUUUCCCCAUAUACUGAAGCAAAUGGUUGUGAUGUUGAAUUUUUUUUUUUUUUUUUUUUU
Messenger RNA from Monopterus albus (swamp eel), 2398 nucleotides. It is a transcript of the gene ell, whose product is annotated as elongation factor RNA polymerase II. The transcript is spliced from 12 exons. The coding region runs from base 96 to 2012 and encodes 638 amino acids. Gene Ontology annotation, molecular function: cis-regulatory region sequence-specific DNA binding. Lineage: Eukaryota; Metazoa; Chordata; Actinopteri; Synbranchiformes; Synbranchidae. Gene Ontology annotation, cellular component: transcription elongation factor complex. The record is from RefSeq and is a predicted model, not a curated record. Gene Ontology annotation, biological process: positive regulation of transcription elongation by RNA polymerase II; transcription elongation by RNA polymerase II; snRNA transcription by RNA polymerase II.